Molecule: messenger RNA, 2749 nt
Organism: Oncorhynchus keta (chum salmon)
Lineage: Eukaryota; Metazoa; Chordata; Actinopteri; Salmoniformes; Salmonidae
Product: calcium-binding mitochondrial carrier protein SCaMC-1-like
Exons: 10
Coding region: 474-1904 (476 amino acids)
Biological process (GO): transmembrane transport
Cellular component (GO): mitochondrial inner membrane
Molecular function (GO): ATP transmembrane transporter activity; calcium ion binding
Source: RefSeq, a predicted model, not a curated record
CCCAGCGUCGUCCGGGUUUGGCCGUGGUAGACCGUCAUUGUAAAUAAUAAUUUGUUCUUACCUGACUUGCCUAGUUAAAUAAAGGUAAAUAUUUUUUUUAAACUGCACAGCCAGGGGCUCUCCUAGCAUAGAUCAGUAUAGGCAACUCCCUUCGCUUUGUUUGCCUCAUUCCUUAUUAUACCACGCCCUCAAUUUGACUGCAGCCUCGAUGAGUGGAUUUCAGGUUAUUUGCUGGAUUUGCAGCAGUAUUUGCAGGGAGUAUGGAGCUGUGUCAGAUCGUCGUCACAAAUUUCGUUCAUCGUUAUUUAUCUUGUCGCGAACGGAGAUAAUUGCAACGACCGACUGAUUAAGACGACAGACCGCAUACCAAUGGCUAUCUUUCCCCAAGCUGUGGUUUUCAAUAUUGCUAUGCAUUCAACUCUCUGAAAAAGAUAGACAAGGCCCUAUCUAUUGCCUCUUUGCCAACCGCAACAAUGUAUCAGGUUAUAAGAGGAUUUAUACUAACGGACUCCCGAUGCUGGGAUCCCGACAGUCAAAGGUCAUACCAGGACCUGUUCGAUAAACUGGACACCAACAAGGAUGGGAAGGUGGAUGUGGCCGAAUUGAGAGCAGGUCUAACCGCAAUGGGCAUAUCAUUCCGCAAAGGUGCAGCGCAGAAAAUAGUAUCGUCCGGUGACAAAAACAAAGAUGGAGGGCUUGACUUCAACGAGUUCAACAAAUAUCUGAAAGAGCAUGAAAAGAAACUGCGCCUGACGUUCAAGAGCUUGGACAAAAACAACGACGGGCGCAUCGAUGCCUCUGAGAUUAAGCAGUCCCUUGAAGAGCUGGGCAUGGACAUCACCCAGGAAGAGGCCCAGACCAUCCUACAAAGCAUGGACAUCGAUGGUACCAUGAUGGUGGACUGGAACGAGUGGAGGGAUCACUUCCUGUUCAACCCUGCCCAUAACUUGAACGAGAUCGUACGCUACUGGAAACACUCCACGGUGCUGGACAUAGGAGAGAGCAUUGCCAUCCCUGAUGAGUUCACCGAGGAGGAGAAGACCUCGGGAGGCUGGUGGAAACAGCUGGCUGCCGGGGCGAUGGCCGGGGCGGUCUCUCGCACAGGCACCGCCCCCCUGGACAGGGUGAAGGUCUUCAUGCAGGUCCACUCCUCCAAGUCCAACCGGAUCACCCUGUUGGGAGGAUUCAAACAGAUGAUUAAGGAAGGGGGCGUGGCCUCACUAUGGCGAGGGAACGGGAUCAACGUGUUAAAGAUCGCCCCUGAGACCGCUAUCAAAUUCAUGGCCUACGAACAGUAUAAGAAGCUGCUGACACCAGAGGGAGAGAAGGUCCAGACCUACCAGAGGUUCAUGGCUGGCUCUCUGGCAGGCGCCACGGCCCAGUCGUCCAUCUACCCCAUGGAGGUCAUGAAGACCAGACUGACUCUGGGGAAAACUGGCCAGUAUAAUGGAAUGUUUGACUGUGCCAAGAAGAUUCUGAGGAAAGAGGGCAUCAAAGCCUUCUAUAAAGGCUACACUCCCAACAUGAUAGGCAUCAUUCCCUAUGCUGGCAUCGACCUAGCUGUUUACGAGAGCCUGAAGAAUGCCUGGUUGUCCCGCUAUGCCAAAGACACGGCCAACCCUGGCAUCCUGGUGCUGUUAGGAUGUGGCACCAUCUCCAGCACGUGUGGCCAGCUGGCCAGCUACCCCCUCGCCCUGCUCCGCACACGCAUGCAGGCGCAGGCAACUCUGGAUGCGUCAGACAAGUCCACCAUGAGUGGGCUAGUGAAGGGGAUCCUGGCUAACGAGGGGUUCUUUGGACUCUACCGGGGUAUCCUGCCCAACUUCAUGAAAGUCAUUCCUGCUGUGAGCAUCAGCUAUGUGGUCUACGAAUACAUGAAGACCGGCCUGGGGAUCUCAAAAUGAGGAAUGAUCCAUCUCCCAAUGAUGCAGGGAUCGUGAAAUAGGUUGUUAGAUCGUUAGAUCUUUUAGACAGUCAACCAGAUUUGUGUUGCACAUAGACUUCUAUGUUCUCGCGUAGCCAAACAUCGAGAUCACGUUCGCUCUGCGAGGAGAAGCUAAGGCUAGUUCAAACUAAGGCUCGUUCAAACUAAGGCUAGUUCAAACUAAGGCUAGUUCAAACUAAGGCUAGUUCAAACUGGGCCAUAUCAGUAAACUCCAAAAAUGACAUUCACCCCUUUAACGCACAGCGAUGUGAGACAUAUCCAACACAAAAGAUGGUGCAAUAUAACUGAGAAGAACUGCAUUAUGGGUCUUACACUGUAUAAGGGGAAAGGAGAAGGUAUUCAGGUGAACACUGUUGAGAGCUUUGUCUAAAGUAUUUUCUGUUCUUCUUUAAAAUGAAGUACUCCAUGUGCACGUAAGCGAUUAUAUUAUUAUUUAAGUGUGCCUUACCCUCAGUUAAAUAUCAUAAUUGUAUCUUUUAUUUGGUUGGUUUUUAUUGAUGUUUUUACACUUUCAGUGUAAUUUACAACAGCCUCAAUGCUAUGUUUUUCAUGUGUUUUUCCCCCAUAUGGAUUUCCAUUGUUGUUCUUGACUGUUAAGCUGUAUCCCUAGCAAAAUAUUUAGACUUACAAACUUGCAUGCAAAUAUUGCCUGUCAAUCAUGAAUGGAGCUGAGGGAAAGUCUUAAAAACGGAAAUUCAAUCUGCUAAUACUGGAAUUCAGAAUAAUCCCACCCGUGUCACACACACACACACACACACACACACACACACACACACACACACACACACACACACACACACACAC